UCAAUAUUUCUAUCAUGCUAACCAUCUUGGUGCAAAAGUAACUCGGGGAUACGAAUAGAUCCCGAUCACCGGAUAAUCGCGCAGCGCUUGAUAGUAAUUCGCUUCUUGUUCGUGACAUGGUCCACGGAAGAAGGGUCUGGGUGACAUCAAUGAGAUAAAUUUUAACGUUCUGGCAUACAUGACCCUUUGAUCUUAACUAAAAGGUAUUCACUCAGUAUCAUGCACUACUAUGUCUGGCAGUUGUUGUGCGUCGCAGGGCUAAUUCUCUACGCUGUUUGGGGUAGCUACUUUGCGAGAAACCCGCUAGAUAACAUUCCUGGCCCCCCCUGUCAGCGUUGGUGGACAGGCAACUUGGAACAGAUAUUUGCGCGGUAUGCAUGGGAUUUCCACAAGAUGCUUGCGGAACGCUAUGGUCCAGUAUCGAAAUUCUAUGGGCUUUUUGGGACAAGGGAGCUCUAUGUAUUUGAUCCAAAGGCCAUGUACCAUAUCAUGGUCAAAGAUCAGAACAAUUUUGAAGUGACUCAUACCUUUUUGGCGACAAGCAAGGUCCUUUUUGGAAAUGGCCUGCUGUCGACGUUGGGCGAACACCACCGAAAGCAACGGAAGAUGCUCAACCCUGUGUUUUCUAUCAGCCACGUGCGAGACAUGGUGCCUGCUUUUCUCGAGGUGACGAAAUGCCUCCGAGACGGCAUUGCAGCGCAGGUAGAGCACGGGCCCUGUGAAAUCAAUAUGUUGGAGUGGCUCGAUCGCACCGCUCUUGAACUUGUGGGGCAGUGCGGACUGGGGUAUUCUUUUGAUUGUAUGAAGGAAGGCUAUGCCAAUCCUUACAGUGCUGCCGUCAAGAACCUCCUGCCAACAUUAUUCAAAUUGUCUGUUGCGAGGAAAUUUCUCCCAUUUCUUAUCAAUGUUGGUUCUCCUAAUUUCAGGAGAUUCGUCGUGAAGAAUUUUCCAUGGAAGGCACUGAGGGAGAUCUGUAGUAUUGUCGACGUUAUGGACGAGAUAACGACGAAGGUCUUUGAGGAAAAGAAACGUGCGCUUUCUAAGGGAGACGGCGCGGUAUUGCACCAGUUCCAAGAAGGAAAAGACAUCAUGAGCAUACUACUGCGAGCCAACAUGAACGCUUCAGUGGAAGACCGUCUUCCAGAUUCAGAGCUUGUGGCUCAAAUGAGCACACUUGUUUUUGCCGCAACACAUACGACUUCCGGUGCUCUGUGUCGCACUCUCUUGACUCUGGCUCAUCACCAAGAUGCACAAGACAGACUGGGCGAGGAAAUCCGACAAGCAAUGACUCAACUUGGCGUGCUUGACUAUGAUACCCUGGUCAAUCUGCCGUACCUCGACGCAGUAUACCGAGAGACACUGCGCUUGUAUCCUCCAGUCACCACCGUCACACGCACUGCAGGUGACAAUAUAGUCAUCCCCUUCUCGCGUCCCAUCAAAGGGAAUGAUGGGACAUACAUGCGCGAGGUCCUUGUGCCCAAGAACACGAAUGUUGUUGUGUCAAUCCUGAACUCUAACCGAGAUCCUGAAAUCUGGGGAGACGACGCGCUCCAGUGGAAACCGGAAAGAUGGCUGUCUCCGCUUCCACAAAGUGUUAUCGAUGCCGAGAUUCCAGGGGUUUACUCCCACUUAAUGACAUUCAUUGGUGGUGGAAGAGCGUGCAUCGGAUUCAAGUUUUCAGAACUCGAGAUGAAAAUCGUCCUUUGCAUGCUCAUUCAGACAUUUAAGUUUACUCCGACGAAAGAGAUCGAUUGGACCUUGCAUGUGUCAUCUCCGAACGUCAAAGGUUCUGAGGAUGCUAAGUGGCAGUUGCCGCUCCGAGUCGAGUCGAGAUGAUAUCACAUCGAUGCGUGCGGUGCUAGAAACAUAAUCAGGGGUCCUGCGGCAUUUCGAGCUGUAGUUGCUAUGUGAUAUUUGAAGUAUACUAGUCGGUCUGAAGUGAACUGGGGACAAUUUAGUCCCGUUCCUAGAGUCUACGGACAGUACAGUGGAGUAAUUUAGUGUCAGAUGAAAUGCAUUCACGGUGAGUACUAUU
Messenger RNA from Suillus fuscotomentosus, 2035 nucleotides. Its product is annotated as cytochrome P450. Bases 220 to 1836 code for a protein of 538 amino acids. The transcript has 14 exons. Lineage: Eukaryota; Fungi; Basidiomycota; Agaricomycetes; Boletales; Suillaceae. Gene Ontology annotation, molecular function: iron ion binding; oxidoreductase activity, acting on paired donors, with incorporation or reduction of molecular oxygen; heme binding. The record is from RefSeq and is a predicted model, not a curated record.